AUGAAGAUCCUGGCAACCAUUUCCGCCCUCGUCGCAUCAUCCGUCGCCCAAUCUGUUCUUAUACGGUCUCCCGCUCCUAACGAGACCGUCUCUCCAAAUCAAACCUUCGUGGUCGAAGUAGACAAGCCGAACUCUCUCUCCCCGUCCAUGGAUAUAUCUGUUGCCAUUGGGAUGGAGAGCUGCAACGCGGCAGGCUGCGAGGCAGUCAGCCAGGCGCAAAUGCUGGGCAAUGUGCUCUUCGCCGGAGGCUUCGACCCUGUCUUGAAGCCAGGCACUGGUGACCUAUUCCAAAACUUCACCGUGCAAGUCCCUGCAACGAUGCCAAGCGGACAGGCGAUGCUCACUGUCGCACACUUCUACCUCCUCGGGGCCGGCGCGAAUCCUGCGGUUGAGCUGGCCAACGUCACGCUUAAUUUGCAGAAUGUGCAGUAA
Molecule: messenger RNA, 432 nt
Organism: Epithele typhae
Lineage: Eukaryota; Fungi; Basidiomycota; Agaricomycetes; Polyporales; Epitheliaceae
Exons: 3
Coding region: 1-432 (143 amino acids)
Source: RefSeq, a predicted model, not a curated record